Messenger RNA from Arabidopsis thaliana (thale cress), 562 nucleotides. RefSeq lists its product as uncharacterized. The transcript has 3 exons. Bases 124 to 384 code for a protein of 86 amino acids. The record is from RefSeq and is marked reviewed. NCBI's taxonomy places the organism in Eukaryota, Viridiplantae, Streptophyta, Magnoliopsida, Brassicales, Brassicaceae.
CAAGGAUUAACAGCGUCUUCUCGUUGUAGCUGAUUACUAAAACUAAACAAGUCUAGAACCUCCUCUUCUCGUUUAGAAGAAGAAGAAGAAGGAGACGAAUUGAAAGAUCUCGUAGAGGUACAAAUGGAGACCCAGACAAAUCAAAGUCCGAAACCGGCCAUGACUUCAUGUAGGAAGAAGGUAAAGGAUGAUGCCACUUUCUUUGAGGACGUGAAAGAUCACAUUGAUGACUUUAUACAUGCCUCAAUGGAUGAACACAAGUCCUGUUUCCAAAAGACCAUCAAAAAGAUGUUUGGAUUGUCAAAGGCGGUCGCAGAGAAGCAAGCUGUGGAGGCAAAGGGAGUCGAGAGUCAAUUGCCUCUUCAGACGACAGUCUCGGAGUAAAGACUAGCUUCUUUCCUUCUGCGUUUGAUGUCGUUUCUCUUGUUUAACAUCACAUAUAAGUUUCUUUGUAAAUCAACUUUUCCGACCUAGAGACCAGAUUUGAAUUCAAACAUUUCAAAUGUUAUUGGUUUGAUCUUUGUUAAACAAACAGCUGGUAACAUAGUUUCUAUUAAUCAUA